Oryza brachyantha (malo sina) is the source of this 4202-nucleotide messenger RNA. Its product is annotated as squamosa promoter-binding-like protein 15. Gene Ontology annotation, molecular function: DNA binding. The transcript has 11 exons. Gene Ontology annotation, cellular component: nucleus. NCBI's taxonomy places the organism in Eukaryota, Viridiplantae, Streptophyta, Magnoliopsida, Poales, Poaceae. The record is from RefSeq and is a predicted model, not a curated record. Bases 269 to 3610 code for a protein of 1113 amino acids.
CACACCUUCCACCACCGCAGCCGCAGCCGCUCCCUUGCUUCCUGCUUCUUUUUUUUUUGCUUCUCUUUUUUUUGCCGGUGAUUCUUCCGAUUCCACGGCUGUGAGAGGAGACGGCUGAAGUAUUUUGGAGGGGGGCGGUGAUGAGGUGAUGUGAGGAGGAUUUUUGUUGUGGUUGAGGUGUCGUGCGUGGAAAGAUCCGGAGAAGGGCGGAUCGGGUUUUUGGCCGGCGGCGAGCGAGCGGCGGCGGCGGCGGCGGCGACGUUGAGAGAUGCAGAGGGAGGUGGGGCCGCAGGUGGCCCCUCCGAUGUUCCUCCACCAGAUCCAGCAGCUACCUCCCCAUGCCACGGCGGCGAGGAAGCGCGGGAACCCGUGGCCCGCUGCGGCGGGGGCGGCGGAGGCUGCCGGAGGUGGGAACUGGAACCCCAGGAUGUGGGACUGGGAUAGCCGCGCCCUCACCGCGAAGCCGUCAUCCGAUGCGCUGCGCGUCAACGGGGGGCUGAGCCAGCAGCAGCAGCAGCAGCAACCGGCGGCAAAGGCUGCUGAGGCGCUACGGCAGGGCGGCGGGGGUAGCGGUGGGCUGAGUCUUCAGCUCGGCCUGCGGGAGGACGCGGCUACGCCGAUGGAUGUGAGCCCGGCGGCUACCAUGUCUUCUUCGCCUUCUCCGCCAGCGUCGUCGGCGCCGGCGCAGGAGCCAGUUGUUAGGCCGAGCAAGAGGGUCCGGUCUGGAUCGCCCGGAAGUGCCAGCGGAGGCGGCGGCGGUGGAAACUCAGGCGGAAGCUACCCGAUGUGCCAGGUGGAUGACUGCCGGGCGGAUCUGACCAACGCCAAGGAUUAUCAUCGGAGGCACAAAGUCUGUGAGAUGCACGGCAAGGCCAGCAAGGCGUUGGUUGGCAACCAGAUGCAGCGCUUCUGUCAGCAGUGCAGUAGAUUUCACCCGCUCUCCGAGUUUGAUGAGGGUAAGAGGAGCUGCAGACGUAGGCUCGCCGGCCACAACAGGCGGCGAAGAAAAACCCAGCCAACAGAUGUUGCUUCGCAGUUGCUGCUACCUGGAAACCAAGAAAAUGCAGCAAAUAGGACACAGGACAUUGUAAAUCUCAUAACGGUUAUUGCACGCUUGCAAGGCGGUAAUGUUGGUAAACUGCCCAGCAUUCCUCCCAUACCGGAUAAAGACAAUCUGGUCCAGAUCAUAAGUAAAAUAAACUCUAUAAAUAACGUGAACUCUGCUUCAAAGUCUCCUCCAUCAGAAGCUGUUGAUUUGAAUGCAACGCAAGGCCAACACCAAGAUUCUGUUCAAAGGACAACUAAUGGAUUCGAGAAGCAAACUAAUGGAUUCGACAAGCAAACUGUGCCAUCAACCAUGGACUUGCUAACAGUUUUAUCAACCGCCCUUGCAACACCAAACCCUGAUAGCAAUACAUCUCAGUCCCAAGGAAGCAGUGACAGCAGUGAUAAUAACAAGAGCAAGAGUCAUUCAACAGAGCCAGCUAAUGUUGUAAGUUCUCAUGAGAAAUCUAUCCGGGUUUUUUCUGCCACUCGUACGAAUGGUAUUCUUGAAAGUCCACCUGAAGUGUACAAGCAACCAGAGCAAGAAACGCGGCCAUACUUGUCACUACGGCUCUUUGGUAGCACCGAGGAGGAUGUUCCUUGUAAGAUGGAUACCGCCAAUAAGUACUUAUCUUCUGAGAGCAGCAAUCCUCUGGAUGAGAGAUCUCCAUCAUCCUCUCCACCUAUAACACACAAGUUUUUCCCCAUCCGCUCUGUACAUGAAGAGGACCGUAUUGCAGACUAUGGGGAAGAUACUGCGACAGUUGAGGUUAGCACAAGCCGGGCAUGGCAUGCACCACCACUUGAGCUUUUUAAGGAUUCAGAGCGGCCAAUUGAAAAUGGUUCACCACCAAAUCCUGCAUAUCAAUCCUGUUAUACCUCAACCUCUUGUUCAGAUCAUUCACCAUCAACUUCAAACUCAGAUGGGCAGGACCGUACUGGUAGGAUCAUAUUUAAGCUAUUUGGUAAGGAGCCAAGCACAAUCCCUGGGAACCUUCGUGGAGAGAUUGUGAAUUGGCUCAAACACAGCCCCACUGAAAUGGAAGGAUACAUUCGGCCAGGUUGCCUUGUACUAUCGAUUUAUCUGUCAAUGCCAACUAUUGCAUGGGAUGAACUUCAAGAAAACCUUCUCCAGCGAGUAAACACAUUAGUCCAAGGUUCUGAUUUGGACUUCUGGAGAAAAGGAAGGUUUUUAGUUAGAACUGAUACCCAAUUGGUGUCCUACAAAGAUGGAACAACACGCUUAUCAAAAUCAUGGAGAACAUGGAAUACCCCAGAGUUGACCUUUGUCUCACCAAUCGCUGUUGUUGGUGGGAGAAAGACCUCCCUCAUUCUUAAGGGACGUAAUCUGACGAUACCUGGCACUCAAAUCCACUGUACCAACACAGGGAAGUACAUAUCAAAAGAAGUACUGUGCUCUGCAUAUCCAGGAACAAUAUAUGAUGAUUCAGGUGUUGAGACUUUUGACUUACCUGGGGAACCACAUCUUGUUCUUGGGCGUUACUUUAUCGAGGUCGAGAACAGAUUCAGAGGAAACAGCUUCCCUGUUAUCAUCGCGAAUUCAAGUGUUUGUCAGGAACUGAGAAGUCUUGAAGCUGAGCUUGAGGGUUCACAGUUUGUCGAUGGCUCUUCAGACGAUCAGGCUCAUGAUGCUAGGCAAUUAAAGCCAAAAGAUGAAGUUAUGCACUUUCUCAAUGAAUUAGGAUGGCUCUUCCAGAAGGUGGCUGCUAGUGCAUCUGACGGAAAAUCUGAUCCUUCUGUUUUGGAUGUGAUUUACUUCUCAACUGCACGGUUCAGAUAUCUUCUGCUGUUUUCCAGUGAGAGGGACUGGUGCUCUCUUACUAGAACUCUUCUGGAAAUCCUUGUGAAGAGGAGUUUGGCCAGUGAUGAACUAUCACAGGAAACUCUGGACAUGCUAUCAGAGAUCCAUCUCCUGAACAGAGCAGUGAAAAGAAAAAGUAGCCAGAUGGCACGUUUGCUUGUACAGUUUGUCGUCUUGUGCCCUGACGAUUCCAAACUGUACCCCUUCCUUCCAAACGUUGCUGGCCCAGGUGGUUUGACUCCAUUGCACCUGGCUGCAUCCAUGGAGGAUGCAGAAGACAUUGUUGAUGCAUUGACAGAUGACCCUCAACAGGUCGGUUUGAGCUGUUGGCAUUCAGUGCUAGAUGAUGAUGGCCAAUCCCCUGAAACUUAUGCCAAGUUGAGGAACAACAAUUCGUACAAUGAGCUUGUAGCACAGAAACUGGUGGACAGGAAGAACCACCAGGUUACCAUAAUGGUUGGUAAAGAGGAAAUUCAUAUGGAUCAACCAGGGAAUGUUGGUGAGAAAAACAAAUCUGCAAUUCAAGCAUUGCAAAUAAGAUCAUGCAACCAGUGUGCUAUAUUGGACUCUGGCUUGCUAAGACGCCCAUUGCAUUCACGGGGAUUGCUUGCUCGUCCCUAUAUCCAUUCCAUGCUUGCGAUAGCAGCAGUCUGUGUUUGUGUUUGUGUAUUCAUGCGAGCUUUACUGCGGUUCAAUUCCGGUAGAACCUUCAAAUGGGAGAGACUGGAUUUUGGUACGAUAUAAUCUACAAAAGACAUAUUUAUAAGCUUUGUGGUGCUAUCAAGGAAAUACCUUACAACAGCCAAAAGGUUUGGAACCAGACAGCUUUUGACUGUUUUCCUUGGAACUGUCCAUUGAUACGAGUGGGAGAGUAUAUAAUCGUAAAGAUGAGCCCCUCCUUGAAAAGAAGUGUGGACUGGCGGGGAUGAAGUACCAAAGCACCUACUUUGGGGAGCGGAGAACCCUGAAAAUAUUGGAUUAAUCUGCGGAGAGUUGGCAAGUAGUUUUUGUGACAAGGCAUGUAUCAUCUGUGCCCCCGCAAGGUGAGAUGGGGGCGCUAAUAGUUCUGGGCAAAAAUGAGUAAGUAACCUUUGAUUUCUUUUUUUUGGGUGCAAUUGUGAAUCUGCUGCUGAAUGUAUCACAAGAUGGUGUUUAAUUACCUCGACAUGUCUUCACAAUUUUUUUUUUACCUUUUUGUGUAUUUAUACGGUGCUUUAGCAUGAAACUGGCUUCUGGUCUUUACAUAGUAGCAGGGGUAAUGGGGAAGGUAUCGUUGACAGUACCCAUGUAGCUAAAUACAAAUGAGGCAGAUUUACAAGUUUAUCCUUAUCUGUUU